Messenger RNA from Saccharomyces eubayanus, 1470 nucleotides. RefSeq names its product Ldb17p (gene LDB17). Bases 1 to 1470 code for a protein of 489 amino acids. Gene Ontology annotation, molecular function: Arp2/3 complex binding. NCBI's taxonomy places the organism in Eukaryota, Fungi, Ascomycota, Saccharomycetes, Saccharomycetales, Saccharomycetaceae. The record is from RefSeq and is a predicted model, not a curated record. The transcript has a single exon. Gene Ontology annotation, biological process: actin cortical patch localization; endocytosis; actin cortical patch assembly. Gene Ontology annotation, cellular component: actin cortical patch.
AUGAUACUAGAUCCAUUGUCUCCAAAUAUUGAAAAUCAUUCCCAUGAUGAAAUCAUCGACUUUUGGGAGAAAAUUGAGUCCAUUGCCAAUAUACCAAAAGAUAAACUGGAUGAGUCCCACGUCAAUUCAAGCCUUGUCGCGUACCUCAAGUUUGCCACGGAUUCCUAUAAAGUGUUUAUCAAUACCGAUCGAGAUCUCUAUCGAAUGUCACUGAUUUUGUUGGAAUCGCCUCUAUUUGAAUUUGAAAAAGAGUUUUGCCUGAGCAAAUUGCAAUCACUACUCAAUAUAGACCUACUGGAAAUGAAUAUGAAGUUUAUUAUAGUUUAUGUCCUUCUCUGCGAAGCAAAGAAAAACGUCCACUCUUUAGAAAUUAUGCUCAAAUUCCAAGGGUUUACCGUAUUUUAUAACGCUUUAUACACUCAAUUUGCUUAUUUGAGCAAGUAUGGAGAAGAAAAGAGAACUGUUAAUAAACAGCGAUAUAAAACUGAUGCUGCCAACACGAUUACACCUUUGGACUGUUUGGUCCCAAGUUUGACUGACAUUGAUUUGGGUAUUAUAGAUGAAAUGAAGCAAAUUUCUACCGUUUUGAUGGAUUUAUUAUUUCAAAUCUUAAAGUAUUGUAAAUGCGUUAUUGCCAACCUUCAAAUUGUUGACGAUUUCUUUGUUUACUUUUUGAUGGAAACGAUAAGGUCUGAUAUUAUGGAUGAUAUGUUCAACAAUGCACAAUUUAAGCUGUUGUUGGCAUUAAAUGAACAAUAUAUGAUGUUUGCCAAAGAAUACGAAAUCGAAAACAAAGUUUAUAAGUAUUUGAUCAACGAGUCAGUGUCCAAAUGCUUCAGUGAGUUGCUGCUAUUAAAAUUUAAUAGAGUAUCGGAUCCUCCUUUACAAAUCAUGAUGUGCAAAAUCAUUUAUCUAAUCUUGACACCAAGGAGCGAUCAUGCUCCAAUAAGUUUUUUUUAUACAAAUGAUUUGCACGUUCUUACUGAUGUAUUAAUAAGAGAGCUCCAGAACAUAAGUGAAGAUGAGGAGAUAUUGAGAAAUACCCUCUUAAGGGUCCUUAUCCCAUUAUUAAAAAACACACAAUUAUCUAAGACUCAUUAUAGAAAGGACGAUUUAAAUAAAUUAUUGCAGUAUCUGUCAACUCUAGAUAAUAUAUGCGCUGACAGUCCGGUACUACACGAACACCUAGUCACAGUAAGGCUAUCACAAAAGUGUCUUCAACAAAUUCCUUGGCUAGAGGAUCCGCCUACGCCUCCGAAUGAAAAUUCACCGGCCUCUAGUAAUGCGACUAGCAGAGACUCCAGUAUAUUUACUCUAGGAGGGUCUGAUAACCAGAAUGCCUUGACCCGUAAAGGCCAUCUUUAUAGCAAUCGUGGACUAGACGUUUCUGCAGAAUCUUUAACUAAAAGAAAAGCUAGAGCUCCACCACCACCACCACCACCAUCAAGAAAAUGUGGAACUCUGAAAUGA